AUGUCUCCCCCAAUCCACUAUUCUAUUUUAUCUUCUUCCAAGCUCGCAAGUUCUGACUAUCAAACCAUGCCAUGGAAGAAUGGUCAAGGAACUACCAGACAAUUUAUCAUUUCUCCAUCAACGUGUACAUCUGUUAAUGAUGAUUUUACAUUCCGUUUAUCGAGUGCUCAGAUGAAAACACAAUUUCAUCAACAACAACCUCUUGAAGAGCAACAAACAACAACAAACUCUCAAAAGGUCCCCUUCUCAUCCUUUGUAGGCUAUUCUCGUGUUUUAAUUUAUACUCAAUGUAAUCUAUCGCAACAUCCACAACAAAAGACUACACAUCCAACACAAAUGUACAUUAUUCAACAACAUGAAGAACAAGAUUCAUCAAGGAAGGAAUUAAUACAAAGGGAUUAUCUUCCACUGAUGGUUCCCUAUUACUUUUCUGGUUCUGCCAAAACAGAGUGUGAAUUAAUUCCUUCAACAAUCGAUGAAGGAGACCAGGAACAUUUAAUUAUUGACUAUAAUGUCAUGACGAAGGAUGAAAGAACCAAGUGUGAGAAGGUCGUUUGUCGUUCUGUGCAUGACUUUGAUUCAUCAGAAGAAAUUAAUUUGUUGCAAUUAUUGGAUUUAUUACCAGUAACAACAACUUCAUCAACUACAACAGAACAAGAUGAAGAAGAACAACAAAUAGAUACUAGUAACAAUCAAAGGAAGUGGCACUUGUUUUUAUAUGUACCCGAUGAUUUGGAUGCCUUGGUCAAAGUUAACAUUCCAAAAUCAUCCAAUCAUGAUGAUAAGAGUUCUAUUCACAUAUUGAAUAGAGAUGAUACUUUGCAAUUGGAAGGUGUUGGAGAUUAUUCACAAGUAAUGUCUCAAGUUAAGGUUACUUUUGAACCAUUUUCUAAUGAACAAGAAAAAGGAGGAAGUCAUGUUAUUGGUGUUUUAAUUAUUGAAAAUUAA
Messenger RNA from Naegleria gruberi, 948 nucleotides. RefSeq lists its product as uncharacterized. The record is from RefSeq and is a predicted model, not a curated record. The transcript has a single exon. Lineage: Eukaryota; Heterolobosea; Eutetramitea; Acrasida; Naegleriidae. Bases 1 to 948 code for a protein of 315 amino acids.